AUGGAUUUAUGUUCUGAAUGUCUGAAAGACUUUUCUCGAAAAUCACAUUUAGUAAGUCACUUGAGAAUUCAUACUGGAGAGAAGCCAUCUCAGUGUUCAGAAUGUCUGAAAGACUUUUCUGGUAAAUCAGAAUUAGUAAAACACAUGAGAACUCAUACUAGGGAGAAGCCAUAUCAAUGUUCGGAAUGUCUGGAAGAUUUUUCUGGAAAAUCUGAUUUAGUUAAACAUAUGAGAAUACAUACUGCACAGAAGCUGUAUCACUGUUCAAAAUGUCUGGAAGACUUUUCUGGAAAAUUUGAUUUAGUAAAACACAUGAGAACUCAUACUGCACAGAAGGCAUAUCACUGUUCAGAAUGUCUGAAAGUCUUUACUGAAAAGUUUAAUUUGGUCAUUCACAUGAGAACUCAUACUGGAGAGAAGCCAUAAUCAGUGUUCAAAAUGUCUGAAAGACUUUUCUCAAAAAGCAGAUUUAGUCAGUCACUUGAGAACUCAUACUGGAGAGAAGCCAUAUCGCUGUUCAGA
Cherax quadricarinatus is the source of this 522-nucleotide messenger RNA. NCBI's taxonomy places the organism in Eukaryota, Metazoa, Arthropoda, Malacostraca, Decapoda, Parastacidae. The record is from RefSeq and is a predicted model, not a curated record.